This is a messenger RNA of Sus scrofa (pig), 2346 nucleotides long. NCBI's taxonomy places the organism in Eukaryota, Metazoa, Chordata, Mammalia, Artiodactyla, Suidae. The record is from RefSeq and is a predicted model, not a curated record.
UCCAUCAACCAACCAAUCAAUCAAUCAGCUAAUAAUCAGUUAAAGAUUGGUUUAAACACACAAAGGGCAGCGCUGACCAAUCAGAACGCUGGUCACGUGAUUCCUCUUGAUUAGUGCCGAUGAAAUCAAAUCACUGCUCAGGUAUAAAGGCAGAGCCAUCAGGACAUGGUCUGCAUUCAGAGGCCUGCUGCCAAGAGGACUUUGUCUCUCUGGGUUCUCCACUCGCAUCAGGAUUCUCCACUCGCAUCAGGAUUCUCCACUCGCACCAGGAUUCGGUUGCAAGGAGGUAGGUGACUUUCUUUCUGCUAUUUGUGCUUGUGAGCAAAAGAGUUGGUUUUUUUUUUUUCCUCACAGGUUUUCAAAAGGGCCUGGAGUUCUGUGUAUAUAUACACACACUCGCCCUAACAAUUACCUUGCUAUGGAAAUGCGUACAUUGUGCCUUUAACUACACAUGUGAAAGUUGACGUUGCUGUACUAAUUUUCUUUCACUUGACGUGAAGUCAGUGUUUCUUUUGUCAUCCGCUUAUUCUCAAAUAGUCUGUAUUCUUUUCUUGAGGUUUGGCUGGGACCCCUCCACGAAGAGACCUUCUGUUCCAGUGAGGCCUGACAAUCAAGAGAGGCCUCCGAGGUACUCACAGCCCUUCCACCUGCCAGGAAGGAACCUCUCAGAGCUGCAGGCUGAGGCAGAUCCCAGCCCAGAGAGCCGUCUCCACCGGGGAAACACUCGAUUUUCUUGGGGCACAGAGUGCUGACCAGAGAGGAGUCCCGGUAACGUGACAGGCUGGAAAAGAGACCAGCUCCUGCCUGCACAAGUUCAAGUCUCAGCGACUGCUUCACAGACCCAGCAAAGCUUUGCUGAAGUAAAGGAAGCGUAGGGCAGACGUCACUCCUCAGCAUCCGGGGCUCUGGCGCCUACCUGAGGCCUUAGAGUCCGGUGCUUGUGGGAUCACAGCCAUGACGUCCAGGCCCUGUGGGGUCCAGAACCCAGGCUGUGCCAUUAUGACCUUCUACCCAACCCUGGAAGAAUUUGAAGACUUCAGCCAAUAUAUCGCUUACAUGGAAUCGCAAGGGGCACACCACGCUGGCCUGGCCAAGGUAAUUCCCCCCAAAGGAUGGAAAGCCAGACAGACUUAUGAGGAUAUCAGUGACAUCUCAAUAGCUGCCCCUCUCCAGCAGGUAGCCUUUGGGGAGGCAGGUGUGUUUACUCAGUACCACAGAAAGAAGAGAGCCAUGACUGUGAGCCAGUAUCACCACCUCGCACAUACUGUAAAAUAUCAAGCUCCACCACACUUGGAUUUUGAGGACCUGGAGCAAACAUACUGGAAAACGCGCCUGUACGGAUCCCCCAUCUACGGCGCCGAUGUCAGUGGCUCGUUGUUCGAUGAGAACACGAGGCAGUGGAACCUGGGCCACCUGGGCACCAUCCAGGACCUGCUGGAGCAGGAGUGCGGAGUGGCCAUCGACGGCGUCAACAGCCCGUACCUGUACUUCGGCAUGUGGAAGACCGGCUUCGCCUGGCACACGGAGGACAUGGACCUUUACAGCCUCAACUUCCUGCACUUCGGGGAGCCCAAGACGUGGUACGCGGUGCCCCCUGCGCAUGGCCGGCGCCUGGAACGCCUGGCCAGGGAGCUGUUCCCUGGCCCCGCGCGGGGCUGCGAGGCCUUCCUGAGACACAAGGUGGCGCUCAUCUCGCCCACGGUCCUCAAGGCCCAGGGCAUCCCCUUCGGCCGCGUCACGCAGGAGGCGGGCGAGUUCAUGGUGACGUUUCCCUAUGGCUACCACUCGGGCUUCAACCACGGCUUCAACUGCGCCGAAGCCAUCAAUUUCGCCACCCCGCGCUGGGUCGAUUAUGGCAAAGUGGCGUCGCAGUGCAGCUGCGGGGAGGCGCGGGUGGUGUUCUCCAUGGACGCGUUCGUGCGCAUCCUGCAACCCGAGCGCUAUGAGCUGUGGAAACGGGGCCAGGAUCGGGUGGCGCUGGAACACACGGAGCACCUGUCCUCGCCUGGCAGCCUGGAGUUGAGUGCCUGGAGGGAGGUCCGCGAGCCUGCCCGGGCUGCUUUCAGCCCAAGGUACUGCCCGCCUCGUGCGGCCUCACGCCACCGUCGUCCAGGGUCUGCGGGUGGUGGGACCUGCCGCCCAGCCCCUGUGCGUUCUGUGUCCUCAAGCCCUGCACGAGUCCGGCCUUCCUCCUCCGCUGCCCAGCUCGAGGCUUCUGCUGCUCGCAGCUCCAGGAAGCCCAGAUCCACCCGGUGGCCAACCCCAUGCCCAGCCACCCCUGAUCUCCGUCUAAGUGGCCGGCAUGUUUCAAAUCGUCGUCCUCGGGAACAGGGCACUCAGGAGUGA